Molecule: messenger RNA, 1927 nt
Organism: Diprion similis
Lineage: Eukaryota; Metazoa; Arthropoda; Insecta; Hymenoptera; Diprionidae
Gene: MTPAP
Product: poly(A) RNA polymerase, mitochondrial
Exons: 7
Coding region: 35-1867 (610 amino acids)
Biological process (GO): mitochondrial mRNA polyadenylation
Molecular function (GO): poly(A) RNA polymerase activity
Source: RefSeq, a predicted model, not a curated record
AGUUUGAUGUUGGCUUGUGCCGUGGUGUUCAGACAUGGCUUUGCUCGCUCGUCUGAGCAGCAGUACUCGGCAGAUUUCCAAUAAUUAUUUUUAUAAAUUUGGCGAAAACUGUAUAUGCUCGAAAUUGCACAGAAAAGCAGCAACCAGCUUUGCCUCGCGCAUACAGAGCGGUGUAAACGCACGGUAUGCCAGCUCAGAUAAAUCCUCAUCCACUGGAGUAGAAGACAAAUAUGUAUUCUAUGAAGAACUUGUGUCGAAAAGGCGAGAUCAGGCUAGGCGAAGUGUCCUGAUUCAAGUACACUCAACUAAUUCUAGCAAUGAACUUUACAAUUACUGUUCCCAGUUUGGAAAGGUGCAAGAAAUGCAUCAUUAUCAGAUAGACAAUAACUUGAAUUUUAUUUUAAUGGAGUUCAAUUCGCUAUCUGACGUGGAGGCCAUAAAUUCCGCCUCGACACACAUACAAGUGGACCAAAAUGUUCCUGUCACAUCACCUUUCUUAUGGUUUCGGGUUGUACCGGGUUGCACGCGAAUGAAUGCUGUAACCAAGGACAUGCCACUAAAGGUCUUAAAUGCCAAUGUCUCUUCCGUACCCGAUGACAUCAAUAUGAUGCUGUUUGAGGCAGAGUCGAUUUCUGACCAAAUGACAAUAUUACACAAAGAAACAAAAUUAAACGACACUGGUACAAGGUUACGCUUUUUCAGUGCACGUCAGAUCGAAUUAUGCUUGUCGGGAAUGUUUUCUGAGAUCACAGUGCUUCCCUUUGGAUCCAGCGUGAAUGGUUGUGGUAAACUGGGGAGUGAUCUUGACUUAGUACUGCAGAUGCAUCCCCAUCUGCAUGAAAAUGUAGAAAGUAGAUUGAUUUAUUACACAAAGUCAUUAUCGGCUCCUGACAGACUUCAAACUCAGAAAUUGAUAAGUAUGAUAGCAAAUAUCAUUGAUCAUUUUCUUCCUGGGAUAUCGAAUGUAAGAAAAAUACUGCAAGCACAUGUGCCGAUAAUUAAAUUCAAUCAAACAUUGACCAACCUAGAAUGUGAUCUCAGUAUGAGCAACACGACAGGUAUAUAUAUGUCCGAAUUGUUGUACCUUUAUGGUGAGAUAGAUUGGAGAGUCAGACCCCUGAUUUUCACAGUAAGGAUUUGGGCAAAGUACACGCAGUUAACAAACAAUAGUCCUGGCUGUUGGAUAACUAAUUUUUCCCUGACACUUCUAGUCUUGUUCUACUUACAGCAGAAAAAAAUAUUACCUAGUUUGCAAAAACUAGUUCAAUUUGCAGAUAAAAACGAUGUUCGGAUAGCAGAUGGUGACGUGAAUUGCACAUUUUUACGUGAUAUAUCAAAACUACCUCAAACAACUUCUAGGAACCAGGAUAAUUUGGAAAAACUUUUGACUAACUUUUUUACUUACUAUGCAAAUUUCGACUUCGCAACACAAAGCAUUUCGCUACAAACGGGCACGCCGCUUCCCAAAAUCGGGGAAUCGGCCGUUCAUAUUCACAAUCCAUUUGAGUCACAUCUAAAUGUGACUAAAAAUAUUAAUAUCCGUGAGAUGCAACGGCUAAAAAUAGAAUCACGAAACGCAGCGUGGCUGCUAUCUUCUGCUCCUGUCAAUAAAGCCGAAAAUUGGGGGCUUUUAUCGUUGUUCAGACAAGAAAUUAAUUUGAGUCGUAAAUAUAUUAGCCCCGAUCAUAAGAAAAGAUUGGUGAACCUUUCGUUAUUGUUCGAUGAAUCAAAAACAGUGAAUGGUAAGGAAAAUCCCAUCAACUAUACUGCAAGUGGAAGAGCCAAUAUUAAUACAAUUAAUAACAGUGUAAAUAAACAAAGUGACAAAAAGAAGGAGAGCAAUGAGAAGCAAGAAUUUAGGAGAUAAAACAAAAUAUUCAAUUGUAAUAAAAUGAAUAAAAUAAUUUUACAAAAAUAUGCUGGAAAA